CGGCAAUGAGUUUGAGUCGCCUGAUUUGUCCACUCAUUCCUCUAAAAAUCCCAUCGAUCUCCUCAACGACAAUGAUCAGCCACAGGGAAAUGAGUCAGAAAUAGCUGACGAAUCAUUGAUAGGAAACAUUGAUGUCAAUGAACCCCCAACAGGGAAAUCUAUUGUAAAUAGAGUUCCAUCUCCUAAUCACAAGUCAAAGAAAAAUAAAAAGAAGAAAAGCAAGGAACAUUCAUUUUCAAAUAGACAUAAUGCUAACAACCGUAUAGAUGUGAUGUUAGAAAACUUAUCUUUUGGAGUUGAUGGUUCUAGUCGUCAGUCUGGCGAUUCUCAUCCAGUAAAAGCUAAACCAAAUCUAAAUGCUAGUGGUAGCGUGGUGAAGCAAUGCACAUCAUCCAUUUUACAA
This is a messenger RNA of Ilex paraguariensis (yerba mate), 403 nucleotides long. Lineage: Eukaryota; Viridiplantae; Streptophyta; Magnoliopsida; Aquifoliales; Aquifoliaceae. The record is from the annotation of a GenBank genome assembly.